Molecule: messenger RNA, 246 nt
Organism: Guillardia theta CCMP2712
Lineage: Eukaryota; Cryptophyceae; Pyrenomonadales; Geminigeraceae
Exons: 3
Biological process (GO): DNA-templated transcription
Cellular component (GO): RNA polymerase I complex; RNA polymerase II, core complex; RNA polymerase III complex
Molecular function (GO): DNA-directed RNA polymerase activity; DNA binding
Source: RefSeq, a predicted model, not a curated record
UUCCUCGCGAGCGAGCUCAAAGUCAACAUCACUCGCCACGAGCUUGUCCCCCAGCAUUACGUCCUCACAGAGGAAGACAAGAAGACCCUUCUCAAAAGGUAUCACUUGCAAGAGAAGCAUCUUCCCCGCAUACAGAAAUCUGAUCCCAUCGCUCGCUAUUACGGCCUUGAGCGUCAGCAUGUUCUCAAGAUCAUUCGCUACAGUGAGACUGCUGGGAAGUACGUGACCUACCGGCUCGUAGCUUGA